Phycomyces blakesleeanus NRRL 1555(-) is the source of this 1062-nucleotide messenger RNA. RefSeq lists its product as hypothetical. Lineage: Eukaryota; Fungi; Mucoromycota; Mucoromycetes; Mucorales; Phycomycetaceae. The record is from RefSeq and is a predicted model, not a curated record. The transcript has 5 exons. Bases 1 to 1062 code for a protein of 353 amino acids.
AUGACUGACAAAGCAGAUCAUCACUCUGCUGCCAACUCUCUUCCUCAUGAAGAACAAAGCCCUCUUACCAAAGUUGGUAUUCCCUCUUCUGUUCUGAGUGAACAGACACAUCUCACAGAAAUUGGUGACAUUUCUCCUCUCUUUGGAUCCACUGCUCUUUCCAUUGAUAGUGAUAUUGAAAUGAUAUACACCAGUCUUGAUUCCUUGCCACCUCUUUCAGUUGUUGGUUCUGUCCCUCCUACUCCUGUGCCUACUGUCCCAUCAGCCAUUAAUAGCAACACUAGUAGUUCCAUCACUUUGGAAAUGUUGUUAGCUUCUGCAAAGAAAGACCUUAGCAUAAAGAAGAACAACAUUUAUGUGGCUUAUGCUAACUAUGUGGCUCUUUCAGAGGUCAACCCCAUGUCAGAUGCGGCCAGACAUGCUUCUUUCAUUAAGAGAGAAGCUCAAGAAUUGUUUGAGAAUGCCCAGAAGACCCUCAAGGUGCUUGAAAAAGCUAACGCCCCUCCUGCUAUUCUUGAAGACAAGAAGAGCAUGGUAAUCCCUAGCAACUUACCUUUCUUGCAGCUCUGCACGGAAACCAGGAUGAAGCAAAAUCUCUCAUUCCCUGUCCUUGGACUCAUGCUGGGAGCGUCUGCUUCCCAUAUGCCUGAACAAGGAGGAAAUAUCCUGAAGAAGGCAGAAGGGAUUCUGCUGGAUCACUAUGAUACUCCUUUCAGAAGAUUUCUGAACAUGGGUCACGUGUGGAAAAUGAUGCAGAAGAAAUGUGAGUCAAACUUGCACCUGGAAGUCUGGGAAGGAAGCCUGAUCUCAUUGUCGGCCAACUAUGGCACCAAACUGCCCUCCAAAGUGGAGGAUAUAAUCUCAUUAGUCAGUGUAGCUACUAGCAAUUCCACGGCCCUACUCAACCAACCUGCGGAGUCUGGCACCCCUGCUAAAUGGAAGUUAUUUGCCAAUGCCCAUAGUAUCUUCUCUUUGAUAAGCCACAAGGGAAAGAACAGAGCUAUUGCCAGAGACAACGAUCCUAAGUGUUGUGGGGAGAAAAUAAAGCAAAAUAUAAUAUAG